AUGCGCUCCUACGCCAUCGUCGCUCUCUCCGCCCUCGUGGCCUCCGCUGCCGCCCUUGGCAAGGCAGUCGUCAAGAACAACGGCGAAGAUACCAUCUACGUGUGGUCAGUCGGUGCCGAGAUCAGCGAGAAGCAGACCGUGGAGCCUGGCAAAUCCUGGUCCGAGAAGCUCCACACAGACCCCACCACCGGCGGCAUCGCCAUCAAGAUCACUACUAAGGACGAGGGUAUCUUCAACGGCGCACCGCAGCAAAUCUUCGCAUACAACCUCGUCGACGAUGCGGUAUGGUAUGACCUCAGCACCGUGGAUGGAAAUCCCUUCGAGGGCCAGCACAUCACUGUUACCAACCGCCGCAACCCGACCAUUGACUGGCCUGAGGGCACCAACCCCGGCGGCGAGUUCAGCCAGAUCAAGGCUGGCGACAGGGAGAAGGAUGUUAUCUUCCUUGUUGGUGCGGGAGAGUCGUAG
Molecule: messenger RNA, 468 nt
Organism: Didymosphaeria variabile
Lineage: Eukaryota; Fungi; Ascomycota; Dothideomycetes; Pleosporales; Didymosphaeriaceae
Exons: 2
Coding region: 1-468 (155 amino acids)
Source: RefSeq, a predicted model, not a curated record